CGCAGAGAUGCUGAGUGUAUCGCGGGCACAAACAGUUCACACGAGCUCCCUGUCUUUCGCCGAGCCCCGGCGGCCUCUCUCUCCACCGAUGCCGAAAGCCUUCCACAGAGAACGGGCGGCUGAGAAAGCUCUGCAAGGGCGCACGGCGCUCUGGGAAGCAGGGAAGCGUGGCCCGGACUCUCAUUCCCCCUCAGGUGCAGGUGCUAUAUAUGUGCAAGGGAAUCGAUUGGGAAGGAAGGGCAUGAAACGACACUGUUUGCAUGCACAGGCGUGGCGCAGAAGGGCUGUCGUGAUGGUCACGAUGUUCGUCACGGUGAAGUGACUGUGAGUGAGGGCAUUGUGGGCGGCGACGUUACUUCUGCACGCGUCAUGACGAUGCUCGAGGAGUGGGGCCAGCAGGUAUGUGCGGCCUGGGAGCUGGCCCGGGGAAGUUGGCCUGCAUCAUGUGUGUCAAGCUUUUCUUUCUGUCGAAUGUACUAUGCAGGUAGAGGCUCUGCAGAGCCGGCUGCAGAACAUUCGGUCACAGGUCGAUUUCAGAGGAGGACCGCGAGACACCAAAGUGAUGGUGAGCCCGACCAGGACACAGACACCAUUUCAAUCUCACGGUCUGGUUGGCUGUCUGUCUGUCUGCCUGCCUGCUUGUCUCUCUGUUUCUCUCUCUCUUCCUCUUUGCGUGUCAGCGGUAUGCGGACUUGCUGCCAAAUCGCCCUCUACCUCAUUUACCUGCGCACCUGCCAAAGGACACAACAUUGGCCGCCAAAUCACCUGUCAAGACCUCGAUGGAAUCAAAGGCGGCUUCAGCCACCACUACGAAGGCAUUAUCCAUGGCUGAAGACGAGACACGGCACACUCGGCUGGCCGCCUACCCCAACCUCUACGACCUCCUCUGCUCCGAAAGCCCCUCAAAGAAGGAAACAUCGAAAUCCGAAGGACCUUCACCUGCUCGUGGUGUCUCCUCUCGGGACAAUGAGACGGAUGGAAUUGCAAACACGGGCAAGGAUGACGACAACAGUACGCACGAGACGCCGAGGUGGCUGCGGCACUAUCGCAAAUGGCAGAAGAAGCAGAGACACUCACGGAAGACCGAACACGCCACGAAGAGAGCCGACAAGAAGACCCCAGCAUCGGCUCACAGCGGUGAAGAUCUCCCCAUCCCUCCAGCACACCGGCGAGACGUGGCGGUGCAGUGCGGCCGGAUGAAGAAACAAAACGAAAAGGAGGGACCGGAUGAAGCUGACACAGCACCUGAGGCGCCGACAGACCAAACCAACACCAUAACAGCCAGCAGCAACAACAACACCAACAAGAUCAACAAUGACCAAUCAGCCGACGCGGCAAUGGGGGCAAAAAAAACUCCCGUAUGCGAAGAGCCAGCGAAUGCGCCGCCCCCGGAAGCAGCUGACAAUCCGGCCGUGACAGAGAGACAUGAGAAGGCCGCGUGGACCACGCCGCAGCGCGAGAGCGGCCCAAAGCCGACAUCGUCUCCAUCUCGGCAGACAGACGACCGGUCCCCGCCCUUCACAGGAAGGCGAGUCCUCUCGUCCAGCACGCGGCUCUCAUUCACGCCCUCAUGCUACAGCACUGCCGCGGCAUCUGCCCGCUUCUCAGCCAGGCUCCCCUCCCCCUCCCACGGUCGGCCGUCAGGCCCUUCUCUGUCCCCUAAGAAGCCCUUUCCCACUUUCCCGCCACCCCCACCACCACCCCGCCACUCGUCGUCAUUUGUGAGGCGAGCGCCGGUGCACUGGACGGCUGAGCACAUGUCGUAUGCUGCAUCGUGGGGCGGCCACCGCCACGGCCAUGUGCACAUGCACUGUGGCGGGGCCAGGAUGACGAGGUGGUUUGUGAGGUCCAGGUCGGCUUUCAGCGGGCGGCAGGGAGGUGCUGCUGCUGCCAGUGCUGCCAGUGCUGCCACUGGUCUUCAGGGUGGGUAUCGGCCAGGGACGGUUCACUCGUUUAGGGCAUCGUCGCGGCGAGAGGCCCCCGAUCGAAGGAGUGAAGAGCAUGUGAGGGUGCAGGUGAGUGGGCACAUGAGCAGGCAGGUACGAGUGAGACACAUGUGUGUCGGGCGGGGUGCAUGCAGGACGAAAUGAUCACGGAAUGCCAAAUCCGGCAGCGACUGGUGAAGUCGAGUUGACACAUUCAUUCACCAACCAAAUGAGAUUGUGCGAGUCAGUGAUAGCUUCACGUCUGUGUCCUGCAGGCUGAGUUGUUGUGUCUGCCGAUUGAGGAGCGCAGGAGACAUCUGCGCACGAUGCUCUUCGAGUGGCACCCGGUCGGUAUACAACAGAUGCACGUGCUGUGAUGGGAAUGGGUGUGGAGGCGACUAUGUGUGUGUGUGCAGGACAAGAAUCCUGACCGUGAGUCGCUGGCUACGCGCAUCUUCCAGCUCAUACAGAGCAAAAAGAAGAUACUCGUCAACUGACUGACCCCCUCGUGUGGACGUGCAGCGUCUGUGUGUGUAUGUUUGUUGAGAGGCGCUGUUGGGGUUGAAGCUGACGCGAGCAACAGUGCCGUUGAAACUGACUUGACGGCAGCAUGUACAUGUUGGUCUGCUCAUCUGUCCGUGAAGGCAUCCGUCUGUGUGCCUGGCUGACGUACCUACCUGUCUGUGUGCCAUAUCAAUAAAGCACUAAACUGCA
Messenger RNA from Vitrella brassicaformis, 2639 nucleotides. The record is from the annotation of a GenBank genome assembly. NCBI's taxonomy places the organism in Eukaryota, Vitrellaceae.